Tribolium castaneum (red flour beetle) is the source of this 2518-nucleotide messenger RNA. RefSeq names its product Component of oligomeric golgi complex 4 (gene Cog4). Lineage: Eukaryota; Metazoa; Arthropoda; Insecta; Coleoptera; Tenebrionidae. Gene Ontology annotation, cellular component: COG complex. The record is from RefSeq and is a predicted model, not a curated record. The transcript has 8 exons. Gene Ontology annotation, biological process: Golgi organization; retrograde vesicle-mediated transport, Golgi to endoplasmic reticulum. Bases 50 to 2308 code for a protein of 752 amino acids.
GUGUCCAUUCAAAUGUGUCAAAACGGUCAAAACAAUAAACAUUGAAAAAAUGUCUUUAGAUAAGGCUAAGUUCGAACUGAUGCAAAAAAGCAUCCAGGAUGAGCUUAAAACAAUCAAAGCGGAAGAGGAGGCCCUUUUCCAAGACAUGUCCAACAUGUUAAACCAAAAACUGUUCCUUGAUAGCAAAAUCAAAGGCCUUGCUAAACUAGUCCCCACGCUGAAAGUGGUGAAACACGAAGCCCAAGAUCUAGUAAACACCAUUUACGAUAUUUCGGAAUCAUCUGAGAAAAUCAGUGGCAAAAUUAGAUCACUUGAUACCGCUCGAAGCCGUGUUAAUGAAUGCCAGCAACGCGUUAGCGACCUCAUUGACUUGGAAAUAUGCUCUCAAGGGGUCCAAACUGCGAUACUGGACUCUGAUUAUGAGAAAGGGGCAGCUCAUGUUCAUAGGUUCCUAUCAAUUGACCAGUCGCUCCUUCAGAGAACCGCAACCGAUGUCGAGAACGUGUCAGGAAUGUUGAAGUCAGUGCGGACUUUACAGGACGCUGCAAGCCAAUUGCAGGCAAUAGUUGAGCAUAAGUUUAACGAAGCGGUCAAGUGUGAGGACUUAGUUGCGAUUGAACGCUUCUUUAAGAUCUUUCCCUUGCUGGGAAUGCACGAGGAAGGGAUUAAGGCGCUCUGUACUUACCUCAGAACCAAAGUUGCAGCAACCGCUGAAAAAAAUCUGAAAUCGGCAAUGACAACGCCCCAGUCUGAUAAACGCCACAGUGUUAUUUAUGCCGACACUUUAACUCUAUUAUUUGAGGGGUUGGCACGUGUUGUUGACACGCACCAGCCUCUGAUUGAGACGUACUACGGCCCAGGGAGACUUCUCUGCGCCGUCAGUAUUUUACAAAAAGAGUGCGACAUUCAAAUGAAAAGAAUCUUGACAGAGUGGGCUAGGGCGCGGCAAAUUAACAAAAAAAUUCAGCUCAUUACGGACUUGUCCAGAAUGAGCACCAGUUCCAGUUUUGGCAAACUGGAAAAAAUCGAUCCCAAAGAUUUGGAUAUUUCCAUCGGAGAGAUAACUCUCAUGCAUUUCAGGACCGAGCUUUACAUCAGGUUCAUACAACGCAAAGUUGUGUCAGACCUAGACGUGGGCGUCCAGGACGAAGACGAGAAGCCAAAAGUGCUAAAGUCGCUGGAAAACCUAAUAAAAACCAGCGACUUGACCCACUCGAAGCACGAACUGUUGUUACACUACUUAAAACUUGAGCAGUAUUUUAUGGAGGAAUCGGUUGCGAAAGCCGUAAGUAUGGAUAGUAUUGAACCGUCGCAACAAACGUCCAGUAUGGUCGAUGACACGUUUUUCAUAGUCAAAAAAUGCAUACGUCGUUCAAUAUCGACCGGAAGUUUGGACGGAAUCUGUGCCAUUAUAAAUAACGCGUGCCGAAUCCUCGAAAACGAUUUUUGUGACGUUUUGAGGGCGCGUUUAAGGCAAGGCUACCCUUCGGGUUAUCUCGACUUGACUCAGGCCUACAACGUGUUGCAAAGUUCCAUACAACAGGGCCGGCUCCAGGCCAGUGACACUGAGCAGACAAGGACUGCGUUUAUCGUGGCUUUGAAUAAUGCUGAUAGUAGCACUGAAUACGUUGAUGCGUUGUGUGAUAGCGUUUUGAAGGAAAUUGAACAAGCCCUUCCUUUGAUGAACAGCAACGAACGCGGGAAACUCGAGAGUUGCCUCUCUGGCCUGUCUUCAGUCACGACAAAUCUGAAGGAAAUCACCGAGUAUGGUAUUCAGCAGUUGCGCGUCAGCGCAAUUAAACCACGAAUCAGUCCUUGGGUCGACAACUUCACCAGUAUAAACCAUCAGUUAUCCGAGGACGAACUGUCGGCGUACGAAGCGGGCGAAUCGUUCGUCCAAACGCUUAUUAUGAACCUUGAAACGCUCUUGUCCCUGUUUAAAGAUGUUUUGACAACGGCGAAUUACGAUGCGUUUAUUUCGGUUUUAACGACGGAAGUUACCCAAAGACUGGAGAAAGUCGUAAUGAAAUCGUCGUUUAAUAGGUUGGGAGGUUUGGUAUUAGAUAAAGAAGUUAGGUCAUUGGCGGGUUACAUCACAGCGACGACUUCGUGGUCCGUGAGAGACAAAUUCGCGCGUUUGACUCAAAUCGCCACAAUUUUAAACUUGGAGCAAGUGUCGGAGUUUUACGAUUAUUGGGGCGAUCACGAUGGGGCGCUUACGUGGCGUUUGACGCCGUCUGAAGUCCGGACUGUGAUGGGGCUAAGGUCGGAUUUUAAGGUCGAGGAUAUAAAAAGAUUCAAGCUGUGAGUGUUGGUGGUAAUAAAAGUGCAGUUUUAAUUAUUGGUGUUAUUUCUUUAUGUAUUUACACAACCUUUUGACAACAAUAUACAUUGCAUAAAUUGUGCUCGACUUAAUAUUAUUAUUUUAACCGGGACGGAGAGUCUGUUUCACAUCGUUCACGAGAUGUAACGGAGGAGAGAAAAAAAAAACACCAAAUUUCGAUUUUCACUAAUACAA